Rotaria sp. Silwood2 is the source of this 2832-nucleotide messenger RNA. The record is from the annotation of a GenBank genome assembly. Lineage: Eukaryota; Metazoa; Rotifera; Eurotatoria; Philodinida; Philodinidae.
AUGAGUGAACAAAAAUCCAAACAAUGUGCUUCGAAAUCAACAAUGAAUGCUGCCGCAUGUACAACAGCAUUCUCAAAUACUGUCCAAUCAAGACGACGGAUAACUCAGAAUUAUUUGCUCAUUUGGACAGAUGGUAACAUUGAUGAAACAAAUACAGACUGUCAAAAUACACUUGCGCAAUUGCGCAGUGUCGUCAAUGAGGUUACAAUCUGUACGGAACCGGCACAAUGUAUCAAGUGCCUCAAUGAUAUGGAUGACGAGAAAGCUUUCGUCAUCUCUUCCGGUGCUUUAGGUCAACAUUUGGUGCCACAAAUUCACGGUAUGCCGCAGUUAGAUGCUAUUUACAUCUUCUGUGGCAAUGAAUCACAACACAAGGCAUGGGCCAAAGAAUGGCCAAAGAUUGAAGGCGUAUUUACGUCAAUCAAGCCGAUAUGUGAGUCACUCAAAAAGGUCGCUCGUCAAUGCAACCAUGAUUCAAUUACGAUGAGCUUCGUUCCGAAGCGAACUGUGAUAGACGCAGCAUCAAUUGAAAAAAGUUUGGAUGAAUUGCCACCAUCUUAUAUGUAUUCCGUCCUGUUCAAAGAAAUCAUCUUAGAAAUUCAUGAAGAUGAUGUGAAGUCUGUAGAUCAACUUGUGGCCUAUUGCAGUAAACAAGACGUCGCCAAAUCUCAAUUGGAGUAUUUUCAACGUGAAUACCAACACAAAUCAGUCGUCUGGUGGUAUACCGAAGAUAUAUUCCUCUAUGGAAUGCUCAACUAUGGUCUUCGAACGCUCGAUAUGGAGAUUAUGUCAAAAAUGGGCUUCUUUAUCCGAAAUCUCCAUAAACAACUGGAGCAAUUGCAUAAAAAACAAUCAAAAAUGUACACGAAAAAAUUUUUCGUUUAUCGCGGUCAAGGACUCAGCCAGCAAGACUUCCAACAUCUACGCGACACGCAAGGUGGUCUUCUCUCAUUUAACAAUUUUUUAUCGACCAGCAAAAAACAAAGUGCAGCUCUGGGAUUCGUCGAAACUAAACUUCACAAAGAUAAAGAAAUCGUAGGUGUUCUCUUCAUCAUGACAAUUGACUCGAGUAAAAUAUCCUCGUCAAGUAUUCCAUUUGCUCUCAUUGACGACUAUAGUGCUUUUCCACAAGAACAAGAAAUACUGUUUUCAAUGCACACAGUAUUUCAUGUUGCUGGCAUUAAACAAACUGUUAACAAUAAUCGCCUAUGGGAAGUUCAAUUGACUCUCACCGACGACAAUGAUCCACAACUAUCUACUCUCACCAAACGAAUGAAAGAGGAGAUUGGCGGUACUGGAUGGUAUCGAAUGGGUAGACUGAUGCUCAAAGUAGGUCACUUCAAUCAAGCUGAAGAACUCUACAAUGAACUACUAAAGAAUACUCCCAGCGACAGUGAUAGAGCACAUAUUUAUCACCAACUUGGAGUUAUAAAAGACGGCCAAGGACAAUAUAAAGAAGCAAUUUCAUUUUACGAGAAAUAUUUCGCAAUCAACCGAAAAACUCUUCCGGAAGAUCAUCCUUCAUUCACUAAUGCGUACAACAACAUCGGUGUGGCGUAUAAAAACAUGGGUGACUACUCGAAAGCACUUGAAUUUCAUGACAAAGCACAUAAAAUAAACGAAAAAGCUCUGCCUCCGAAUCAUCCCGACUUGACAGGUUCCUACAACAACAUCGGUAAUGCGUAUGACAGCAUGGGUGACUACUCGAAAGCACUUGAAUUUUACUACAAAGCACAUAAAAUCUACGAAAAAACUCUGCCACCGAAUCAUCCCGAUUUGGCUACUUCCUUCAACAACAUUGGUGCGACGUAUAACAACAAGGGUGACUACUCGAAAGCACUUGAAUUUUACGACAAAGCAUUUAAAAUCUACGAAAAAACUCUGCCCUCGAAUCAUCCCUUAUUGGCUACUUCCUACAACAACAUCGGUAAUGCAUAUGACAACUUGGGUGACUACUCGAAAGCACUUGAAUAUUAUGACAAAGCGCUUAAAAUAAGAGACAAAGCUCUUCCUCCGAAUCAUCCCGAUUUGGCUCGAUCCUACAACAACAUCGGCAUGGCGUAUAGCGGCAAGGGUGAUUACUCAAAAGCACUUGAAUUUCACUACAAAGCACAUAAAAUCUACGAAAAAACUCUGUCACCGAAUCAUCCAGAUUUGGCUACUUCCUACAACAACAUCGGUAAUGCGUAUGACAACAUGGGUGACUACUCGAAAGCACUUGAAUAUUAUGACAAAGCGCUUAAAAUAAGAGAAAAAGCUCUUCCUCCGAAUCAUCCCGAUUUGGCUACUUCCUUCAACAACAUUGGUGCGACGUAUCACAGCAUGAGUGACUACUCGAAGGCACUUGAAUAUUAUGACAAAGCGCUUAAAAUAAGAGAAAAAGCUCUUCCUCCGAAUUAUCCAUCAUUGGCUCUUUAUUACAGCAACAUUGGUAUGGCGUAUAGCGGCAAGGGCGACUACUCGAAAGCACUUGAAUUUCACGACAAAGCACUUAAAAUAAGAGAAAAAGCUCUGCCUUCGAAUCAUCCCGACUUGGCUACUUCCUACAACAACAUCGGUCUUGCGUAUAAAAAGAUGGGUGACUACUCGAAAGCACUUGAAUUUUACGACAAAGCACUUAAAAUAAGAGAAAAAACUCUGCCUUCAAAUCAUCCAGAUUGGGCUCGAUCCUACAACAACAUCGGUAUGGCGUAUAGCGGCAAGGGUGAUUACUCGAAAGCACUUUCAUUUCUAGAAAAGGCACUUUCUAUCUGGCAAAAAUCGCUUCCGUCAACACAUCCUUCAAUUCAAACAACGAUGGAUAAUAUUGACUACGUAAAAAAGAAAAAGUAA